CCUCGAUCGACAGUCGAGUGUGCAGAGAUAGUCGCGCUUAGACCAGCCGCUUCAAAAGAAGUACGUGCACGCAAGCAUAUAUAUAUAUAUAUAUAUGUAUAAAAAGAUCGAGAAGGCUUACAUGUUUGGUUAAUUAUCUCGCGGGACAACAGAGCUACCAUUGUAAAUCUACUUUGCGCGCCGCCACUCUCUUCGUUUAUUCUCUCAGUCAGUCACAAAUCAUCCUUGUUUUCGCCACCUCGAGCAAUCUGAAAUUAAAAUGCCGAUCGAUUUUUAUCAACUUCCCGGAAGUCCUCCGUGCCGCGCAGUUGCGUUGACGGCUGCCGCUCUCGACAUCGAGAUGAACUUCAAACAGGUCAAUUUGAUGAACGGGGAACACUUGAAGCCUGAAUUUUUAAAGAUAAACCCGCAACACACGAUACCCACGAUUGAUGACAAUGGUUUCCGUCUGUGGGAAAGUCGAGCCAUCAUGACGUACUUGGCGGACCAAUACGGCAAAAAUGACACUCUGUAUCCGAAAGAUCUGAAGAAACGUGCGAUCGUCAAUCAAAGAUUGUACUUCGACAUGUGCAGUUUAUACAAAUCGUUCAUGGAUUAUUACUAUCCAAUCAUUUUCAUGAAAGCGGUUAAAGAUCAAGCGAAAUACGAAAACAUCGGCACGGCGCUAUCGUUUCUCGAUAAAUUUCUCGAAGGGGAAAACUAUGUGGCAGGGAAGAACAUGACUCUUGCCGAUUUAAGCAUCGUAUCCACUGUCUCCACUUUAGAGGCCCUGGACUACGAUCUCAGCAAAUAUAAGAACGUUACGAGAUGGUUCGCAAAGAUAAAACCCGAGAUACCGAAAUACGAGGAGUACAACAACGCUGGGUUGAAAAUGUUCAAAGAGUUGGUGAACGAAAAGUUGUCGAAAAAGUAAAGCGAGAUGAGAUAAAAUCCGUCCGUUUAUUUUAUUUUAUAAUUCCUUCGUUUUUUAUUAUUCGUAUGAAAAAUUAUUUUACGUAUAAAUAAAUUGUUCUUUGUCCCUUUGGGGGAAUUGAA
Apis mellifera (honey bee) is the source of this 1035-nucleotide messenger RNA. It is a transcript of the gene GstD1, whose product is annotated as glutathione S-transferase D1. NCBI's taxonomy places the organism in Eukaryota, Metazoa, Arthropoda, Insecta, Hymenoptera, Apidae. Gene Ontology annotation, molecular function: glutathione transferase activity. The record is from RefSeq and is a predicted model, not a curated record. The transcript has 6 exons. The coding region runs from base 260 to 913 and encodes 217 amino acids. Gene Ontology annotation, biological process: glutathione metabolic process.